This is a messenger RNA of Ictalurus punctatus (channel catfish), 4534 nucleotides long. Its product is annotated as BRCA1 DNA repair associated. NCBI's taxonomy places the organism in Eukaryota, Metazoa, Chordata, Actinopteri, Siluriformes, Ictaluridae. The coding region runs from base 177 to 4286 and encodes 1369 amino acids. The record is from RefSeq and is a predicted model, not a curated record. The transcript has 20 exons. Gene Ontology annotation, biological process: positive regulation of transcription by RNA polymerase II; negative regulation of fatty acid biosynthetic process; double-strand break repair via homologous recombination. Gene Ontology annotation, molecular function: metal ion binding; ubiquitin-protein transferase activity. Gene Ontology annotation, cellular component: plasma membrane; BRCA1-A complex; BRCA1-BARD1 complex.
AAGAAUCGCGGGAAAACACAAAUAUGAUUAUUUGUGAGUGUUAGCGGAGUGGCUAACACGGUCUCGGAUCUGUUUCGUAUUUUGAUGUGAUUGUGUUUACAGAAGUUAUUUACUGUUGUUAACGAGCGAGAAACAACACGGAAGGAACAUCCCUAGGCGCUCGAGACACUUUGGCAAUGAGUGUGGCGAAGGCAGAAGAUGUGAAGAGGGGUAUCGCUGUGAUUUGGGAGAACCUGCAGUGUCCGAUAUGUUUGGAUCUGAUGAGCGAGCCCGUCUCCACCCACUGCGACCAUCAGUUCUGCAAGUUCUGCAUGACCAAGCUGCUGGAAAGCAGUAAGAGGAAAGAAACGAGCUGCCCCGUGUGCAAAACCAAGGUCACCAAGAGGAGUCUGAAGGAAAGUCCAGGCUUCCAGAAACUGGUAGAAGGCCUCCAGAAUUUAGUUCGUUCUUACGAAUUUGACACGUGCACCAACUAUUUCACUGGAUCGCCACAGAGGAGACGGGGCGCUAGCGUUGAGACGGAGCCGAGAGGUCAGCUGGGCAGCGGAGACAACACAACGCCAGCCUCAGAAGGAGACGUGACGGAGAAAGAAGCGACGGUUUCCUCCACGACAGCAGCUAAAGACGCUUUCGCAAAGCUCAUGAGCCUUGAAGAUUCACAUCCGGUCUCUUCAGGACCAGGUUGCUUAGACCGCAGUCCCGAGGAUUUGCCGCAACAUUCACAAAUAAAACCUGAAGAUGUUCCUUCACUGACACGGCUGGACGUCACUCCAGACGACGGGAAACAUUCCCGCAGGAGAUCUAAACGGCUCUGUUUGGAGCCGGACAGGAUCACGGGUAAAAGACAGAAGAAAAGUGUGCAGAAAGUGUCAGAGUGGUUGCUGAGGAUCUCUCCGGGUUUUGACGCACCAACCGAAAGCGACGAGCAAGGAGUUCUUCCGAUGUUGACGGACAGUGAUGCUGAAAAAGAGAGCACGGCUUCAUGCGCGUCGACGGAGAUCAGCGCUCCUGCUGAUGAUAAAGCCGACGCAAGUCCUGUAAGGGAAGUGCCUAGUCGAGGUCUGGAAGAGCAAGUGUUCGGGGCUGUGUAUAAACGCGAGCGCAAAGCUGUCAAGAUCACCAAAGUCACCACAAGUUUCUCUCCCGAGAGAGAGCUCGCACCUGUCGGAGGUCUAUCGGAAACGGUCGACAAGAUCGAGGCUCCCGAGAGGAGGUCGGGCCGUACGUCGACUAUCAGGAAGUCGUCAAACGAAGGUAGAGAAGAUCAGGAGGACGUCGACGAAGGAAGCAAACAAGAAAACGGCAGUAAGCUGGAAAAGGUGGUACCUGAUGAAAACGCUGAAAAUACAGAAGAAAGCCCAGCGUUUGAGGUACCUUUGAAGAAACCAGGGAGGAGAGCAAAGAUGCAGGAGGUUUGGCAAGAUGUGGACCGUGACUUGACGGAAAAAGAAAGCAAUGCGGACAACAAGAAAGAUCGGAAGAGACGGCUCACCAGGAGCAGCCGCGGUGCUGCCAGUUACGACGAUUUGGAAAAAAGCAAAAACGCCAAAUACGCCAAGUCGCUUGCUCUCGUCAGUGCUGGAACCGAGAUGGUCGAUUCAAGGGAGAAGGUUCCGAGUAAUCCCGAAUUACUCGAGACCGAGGUUAAUAUCGAAAGUUAUCCUAGUAGCACAGAGCCGCGGUCUCCCGAUGCUCGGAAAACCCGACGAAGCUCAAGGCUGCAGGAGUUCGCUGCAGAAGUUCAAGGUCUUCCGAGAAGAAGACGAUCUAAACCGGUUCUCCCAAAACCUGCCGACGGACGAGAAAACAAUCCGUCCGCUAACCUGGACGAGACAAGCGUGAAGACCGGUCGCGUCGGUCAGCUUAACGCUUCGCAGAUCGAGACACCAGGACGGUCUGCGAGGAAGAGAAACUGUUGUGUUUACAACAAUGACUUUGAGAAGAUUGAAAUCAUGCGGUCGAGCCAGGACGCGGCCUCUCCCGAGCGCGAGUCGUCUGAGGGGACCGCGGCUGGAGAAAACUCGCUCGUUUCCGUUCUCCCAGACACGCUGGAUCGAGACGAGCGCGUCAUCCCUCGUUCCACCAAAGUCGUAAACUCGACGAGUCCGUUAGCGGUUCUGGUUCCAGAGUCUUUACCGCAUAAACGUCAGGAAUCAUCACCGUUUGCAAAAACGUUGAUGGAUACAGAGCAAGAAGACGACACCAACGAUAGUGAACUUGACACCGAGCAACUCAUGAAGACCUUCAAAGCCACCAAGAGAAAAUCCUUCUACCUGGGUAGUCCCAGAACCCAAGAGAAAUCCCUUCCCCAGAUUUUAGAGGAAGACCAGCAAGAGCGUGUAGAUCAAGCAGAGAUACCAGGCAUCUGUCCGGACAGCGAUCUACCCUCAGAUGCUUGUGAGCUAGCGCCACAAGAGAUAACAUCUCAAACAUCUCAAAGCUGUAUUGCAGAUGUCGCAAGUGCCAGUCUGCUUCCGGUUAACUCCCCUGCUCUUCCCAGUCUUCCCAAAGAAACCCAAAAAGACAAUUCCAUGAAGACCUCAGGUGCCAGUGACCAUCUCAAGAAGGUUGCAAAGUCCUCAAGAUCUCAAGAAUCCAGGCCUCCUGUCAACAUUGAUCUUGCAAAUUCAGUCCAGCUCUUCUCUACAAGCGUGACCCAAGAGGAACCCCAACCGUCUCGCAGUAAAGACUCAACAGAGUCUUCAGAAAUUCAAGAGAACGAAAUUUCCAGCAUCCCAUUGGGAAGCGUGACCAAGUCUGAAAUGCCGUGUAAUCAUUUUGAGUCCUCCGUCACCCCAGACGGCCUUGUACAGAACGAUCCCGAAGUUCUGGUCAUAGAACCCGCGACCACACGGAACUCUGAUAACACGGACGAAGGAGAAAUUCUAUCACAGCCACGUUUGCAUCGGAAGAGGAAGGCCCAGAGACUGGAGUCUUCAGAUUCUGAAUCCAGCGACGAUCAUGAAGACUUACCCCCGCUAGCCCAGAUAUUUAAAUCUCACCGUUCGUCCUCGCCGUCUGCCAAAGAUCCACUGAAAAGCUCGUUAAACCGAGAUGAAGAACGAAGCCUGAAGCCAGGUUUAGACCCCGUGAGUCAGGAUAGCUGCUCUCGCGCCGAACCGGAAGCUCAGUCAAGUUCUGCAAGCCAAAGCGUCGCCCCUUAUCAGACACGGGAACCUCUAGAAGAGCUACAAGAUGGUGGUGUUCCUGACCCCGCUUACAGAGACGACUGGAUCACUUCCAGUCAAGGAUCUGUGGAUCUUUUUGGGACACCACGCGAAUGUGAAGAGGCAGUCGACGGUGUCUGCGCGAACGCGGGGCUUUCCAUCGAGGCGUCGCAGUACUCCAGCGAGAUUAUUAACACGCAGCAGAGAGAGGAGAUGCAGCAGGAGCUGCACAGGUUGGAGAGAAUGAUGGUGUUAGUGUCUGAGGCUCUGCAGAAGAAAGACCACGACCAGCACGCAGGGCCGCGAGGUAGACUGAGAAGUCAGCGAUCCUGUAAAAGCGUAAGGCAACAGUCUCUGAGGUCAGAGGUCAAAGGUCAGGACGCCGUGCCUGAGGAUUCGACCAUCGACGUGGCGGUGGAAAAGAAGCCGAACGAGCCGAGGGGAGAAACCCUAGGAGACCGUUCGCUACAGAACGAGCGCAGGACAGGAAGUGAAGGCAGGAUGGAGCUGGUGGUGUCGGGGCUCAGUGCCACUGAACAGGGCCUGGUGAAGAAAUUUGCGAGGAAGAUGAAGGCAGUUGUAAGCAGUCAGGUCACUCCCACUACAACUCACAUCAUCAUGAAAACAGAUGGAGACCUGGUGUGUGAGAGAACAUUGAAGUACUUCCAGGGCAUCGCCGGCAGGAAGUGGGUGGUGAGCGUCCUGUGGAUCUCGGAGUGCUUCAAACACGGCAAACUUCUGGCUGAAGCUCCGUACGAGGUCUGCGGCGACGUGGUUAACGGAUGCGACCACAACGGACCCCGAAAAGCCCGAACCGCUCCGGAUAAUGACCUGCUGAUGAAAGGAUGUGAGAUCUGCUUCCAGGGCUCCUUCACUGAUAUGACCACAGAUCAGAUGGAGGUCAUGGUGGAGCUGUGUGGAGCUACGGUCGUGAAAGACCCGCUGAUGUUCUCCAGAAAGGGUAUCCGUUAUCAGCUGGUGGUGGUUCAGCCUGACCCUGACGACUCUCAGUCAUACUACGCAGCUCUACAGAGGAAAGCCACCGUAGUGACUCGGAGUUGGCUCUUGGACUCGGUCGCCACGUACACGCUCCAGAAUCCACCUGAUUAUAAAGCGUGAUGAUGAUGGGGGUUCAUUUCUUUAUUUAUUUUUUGUUCUGUUGCGUUCUCUGCAUGUUUUUAAACACCUCUUCUUCUUACUUGCACUUUAUCUGCACACUGCUCUGUUCAUCACUGCUUUUACUUUCACUGUAACUCACCAGAGAGAGAGAGAGAGAGAGAGAGAGAGAGAGAGAGAGAGAGUCUGUUUUAACGUGUUGUAAAUAAGACUGUCCUUGUACGUUUCAGUAUAAAACACUCAACAGGUGA